Messenger RNA from Ctenocephalides felis (cat flea), 1621 nucleotides. RefSeq names its product tudor domain-containing protein 5-like. NCBI's taxonomy places the organism in Eukaryota, Metazoa, Arthropoda, Insecta, Siphonaptera, Pulicidae. Gene Ontology annotation, biological process: spermatogenesis. The record is from RefSeq and is a predicted model, not a curated record.
UAAAAUAACUUCAUUUAAACACAUGUUAAUUAACAUAAAUCAAUUCUAAGUUGUGCAAGUGAUUUAUAAAAAUGGCAGAUCCCUCUUUACUAAAUGAAGUCAAAUCCGAAAUAAGAUGUUUGCUUAUAUCGACUUCUUCGCAGAUGACGGUUGGAGAUUUAUGUAAGGAUUAUAGAGAAAUCACCGGUAAUUCUAUUCCUUAUUCCAAAUUGGGGUUUAGAACGACGAUCGAAUUUUUAAAAUCCGUUCCAGAUGUUGUACAGGUAUUUGGAAGUGAUCCUAGGUUGGCUAUAGUAUCUCCUAUAGUAACAAAAAAUUUAGAGAAUUUAAAUUCAUUAGUUAUGAGACAAAAAGAUUCUAAGAAACGAAAAAGGAAACGAAAGCCUGCUCAAACAAGUACCAUGAGAGGUUACCGCAUGAGUAGACCAUUAUAUAGCCCAAGAACUACAGUCACAAAAUCUCCAACAAAUAAUUAUUUUAAUAAGUCUAUGAACUCAGUAAGUCCAAAAAGGACCAGUCCACUUCUAGCUCGCAGGCUUAAUAUCAGCAAUAAAACUUACAAUAGUUCUAUGCGAACAGUUUCAAAUAAUAAUAAUAUUCUAAAUUCUUCUAAUACAUCUAUGAGUGAUCACAAAUCAAAGACAAUAAGUCGACAACAAACUCAGGAUCGUAAUAUGGUCAGUUCUAGUUCUACUGGUUCCGUGAGAACACGUUCAAAUAGUAAUAAUUCUAUAAAUUCUUUACCAUCAAUAAAGUCAAGUCCAGAACCAAGUAAUAAUAGUUAUUGUAGUAUAAAUAACACAAGGGAUGUACAAAAGCCAAAUGUGACAAAAUCUAUACAUACUGCUAAAAGUGAUAAUAACAUGAGUCAGGAAUUAAGUUGUGAUUAUAUUAAAAAUGUUUCUCAGACUAGUCCGACAAUAAAUAACUUGAAUAAGCCUAAAGGAAUAGAAACACUAAAUGAUCAAAAAUCUGCAGAAAUUCAAAACAUUGCUAAGUCUCCCAAAGGGUUUUUUGACAGUGAAGAUAAUGCAUCAGACAAAUCUAGUUCUGUACAGCACCCAGAUCUAUCCCACCACAUUUCGGACAAGAUCAGGAACAAUUUGAAGACUUUGAUCAAAAAUUUUCCGAAAGGCGUUUCAUUGACAUCUAUAGAUUCACAUUAUGAAAAUAACUUCGGGGAAAAAUUAUCCUACAACGAGUUGGGAUUUCCGAAUGCCUUAGAAUUCUUUUUACAGCUAUCGGACAUUUUUUGGUUAGAGAGGAUAUCUGAAUUUGGUGAAUUUAUUUUAUUCGAUCAGUCGCUCAAGAUACCUGAGGAUUUAAUAAAAAAUCUAAAGGUACAAGAGAAGGGUGUAGAAAAGGAUAUUGAAGAUGUUUCAGCUGUAUGUAAGGAUGAAACUUUUAAAAAGAUAAUGGAAAUCUGUAACUCCGAAGAGACAUUAUCAGGAAUGAUGGGUCCUGGCGAUGUAAUUGAAAGUAUAUGGAAUAAAUGCAAAUUCUCAUGUGGUUGUCUAAUGAGAAUUAUUAUUACUGAAAUUUAUGAUCCGACAAAGUUUUGGUUUGUCCUUGACGAUGAAGAUCAUUUUCAGUUGAUGAAUAAGAUGAUGGAUGAAAUGCA